Tachysurus vachellii is the source of this 6359-nucleotide messenger RNA. It is a transcript of the gene taok2a, whose product is annotated as TAO kinase 2a. Gene Ontology annotation, molecular function: ATP binding; protein kinase activity. Lineage: Eukaryota; Metazoa; Chordata; Actinopteri; Siluriformes; Bagridae. The coding region runs from base 554 to 4057 and encodes 1167 amino acids. The record is from RefSeq and is a predicted model, not a curated record. Gene Ontology annotation, biological process: protein phosphorylation. The transcript has 20 exons.
CCUUCUUCCGGUUGCCUCCCGCCCCACGUAGCCAUCUUCGUUUCCUGAACAAAAAAGGGGCGAGAUUUUGGUUAGACAAUCAAAUAGAGAGAGAGUCACUCGGUCUAACAUGAUACAAAGCACUCGGGAACACGGUUGUGACUGUACAAUAUGAUAGGAGACGGAGUGGGUGAAGAGGAAAACCAGCCGUGUUGAGACUGGAAACCGUUAGCUAGCUAAGCAAAACUGCUAGCUAGCUAGCUAACGGACAGUUAGUAACGUCACAGUGGGAUCAGGAUUAGCUUAGCUAGCUGGCUAACUAGCUAGCUUGUUUAGACCACCAAAGCAAGACGCAAGGCGUUAGCUAGCCAGCUGGCUAAGUGUUUAGCUAACGCAUAGAAGGUGAAUAGUUGGGAAAAGGGAAGCACACGUUAGCUAGUUUAGAGAUUAUGGGUGAUAUUUUCAUGUGAAGCAUUCCAAGCAGCUCUAAAAACAACACUGCUGCUGUUUUGAAGGGAGACGAAUAAGGAUUUAUUUUGCACGACGGGAUCAACUGUAAGCCGUGGAGCUGGCCAUGCCUGCGAGUGUCCGUGCCGGGAGUCUGAAAGACCCUGAGGUAGCAGAUCUCUUCUACAAAGAUGACCCCGAGAAACUCUUUACUGACCUCCGUGAGAUCGGCCAUGGAAGCUUCGGAGCUGUGUAUUUUGCACGAGAUGUUCGCUCCAACGAGGUGGUUGCAAUCAAAAAAAUGUCUUACAGUGGCAAACAGUCUAACGAGAAAUGGCAGGACAUCAUUAAAGAGGUGAAGUUCCUUCAGAAGCUUCGACACCCCAACACUAUUGAGUACAAAGGCUGCUACCUGAGGGAGCACACAGCAUGGCUGGUGAUGGAGUAUUGCUUGGGUUCUGCCUCUGAUCUUUUAGAGGUCCAUAAGAAGCCCCUACAGGAAGUGGAAAUUGCUGCUAUUACCCAUGGUGCACUGCAGGGUCUGGCCUACCUUCACUCCCAUAAUAUGAUCCACAGGGAUGUGAAAGCAGGAAAUAUUUUGCUAACUGAGCCUGGUCAGGUGAAGCUUGGAGAUUUUGGCUCUGCCUCCAUCGUGGCUCCAGCCAACUCUUUUGUGGGCACACCAUACUGGAUGGCCCCAGAAGUGAUUCUAGCGAUGGAUGAGGGUCAGUAUGAUGGCAAGGUUGAUGUCUGGUCUCUAGGAAUCACCUGUAUAGAGCUGGCGGAGCGGAAGCCUCCCCUGUUUAAUAUGAACGCUAUGAGUGCCUUAUAUCACAUUGCUCAGAACGAGAGCCCCAUCCUGGCGUCAAAUCACUGGUCAGAUUAUUUCCGUAACUUUGUAGACUCUUGUCUACAGAAGAUUCCUCAGGACAGGCCUACCUCUGAUGUGCUGCUCAAUCAUCGGUUCCUGUGCAGAGAGCGCCCCCUGUCUGUGGUGAUGGACCUUAUAGUGCGUACAAAAGAUGCCGUAAGGGAACUGGACAACUUGCAGUACAGAAAGAUGAAGAAGAUCCUCUUCCAAGAAACGCACAAUGGCCCUGCACAAGAUGGAGGCGAAGAGGAGGAGGAUGUGGAUCAGUAUUUGCUGCGGAUGGGCACGGUCAACAGCAUGGAGAGCUCUCACUCUGUCCCCUCCAUGUCCAUCAGUGCCAGCUCCCAAAGCUCGUCGGUUAACAGCCUGGCUGACGGCUCGGAUGAUAGCGCUGAAAUGGCCAUGAUGGGGGAAGGCGAACACACCGUAACUUCCAACAGCUCCAUCAUACAUCGGCCAACUGGUCCUGACAAUAUAUACGAUGACCCAUACCAGCCGGAAAUUGACUCCCAACAGCCGCAGCAACAACAGGCGACGUCCGCAGCACGCAGGAGAGCACACUACCGAAACCGUGACCACUUUGCUACCAUUCGCACAGCUUCACUGGUGACACGGCAGAUCCAGGAACAUGAACAGGGCUCAGCACUGCGUGAACAGAUGACUGGCUAUAAGCGCAUGAGGCGACAGCAUCAGAAGCAGCUGCUGGCGUUAGAAAACAAACUCAAGACUGAGAUGGAUGAGCACCAACUGAGGCUGGACAAAGAGCUGGAGAGCCAGAGGAACAGCUUCAGCAGUGAGGCUGACAAAUUGUCCAAGAAGCACCAGGCUAUCCUGGAGAAAGAGACUAAAGCUGCACAAGCUGAAGAAAAGAAGUUCCAGCAGCACAUUUUGGGCCAGCAGAAGAAGGAGCUCACCAACCUGCUGGAGGCACAGAAACGCCAGUACAGGCAGCGCAAGGAGCAGCUUAAAGAGGAGCUGAAUGAGAACCAGUCCACCCCUAAGCGGGAGAAGCAAGAAUGGCUGGUGAGGCAGAAGGAGUGCCUCCAGCAGUUCCAGGCGGAGGAGGAGGCUAGUUUACUGCGGCGCCAGAGACAGUAUUAUGAACUCCAGUGCCGACAAUAUAAGAGGAAGAUGCUGCUAGCACGACACAACCUGGAGCAGGAUCUACUCAGAGAGGAGCUGAAUAAGCGGCAGACUCAGAAGGAUCUGGAGUGCGCCAUGUUGCUGCGGCAUCAUGAGUCCACUCAGGAGCUGGAAUUCCGUCAGCUGGGCCUGGUGCAGCAAACACGGGCCGACCUUAUCCGCACACAGCACCAGAGUGAGCUGGCCAAUCAGAUGGACUACAAUAAGCGGCGUGAGCAGGAACUGCGACAGAAACACAGCAUGGAGGUUCGUCAGCAGCCUAAAAGUCUGAAGACUAAGGAGCUUCAGAUCAAGCGUCAGUUUCAGGACACAUGUAAAAUCCAGACGCGACAGUACAAGGCCCUGCGAAACCACCUGCUGGAGACUACACCCAAGUCUGAGCAUAAAGCUGUGUUGAAAAGGCUGAAGGAAGAACAAACACGCAAGUUAGCAAUCCUCGCUGAGCAGUAUGACCACUCCAUCAAUGACAUGCUGUCCACACAGGCUGUGAGUAAGUUGCGGCUGGAUGAGACGCAGGAGGCGGAGUAUCAGGUGCUGCGAAUGCAGCUGCAGCAGGAGCUGGAGCUACUGAAUGCAUACCAGAGUAAGAUCAAAAUGCACACAGAUACACAGCACGAGAGGGAAGUUAAAGACCUGGAGCAGAGAGUAUCCAUUCGCAGAGCACUGCUUGAGCAAAGGAUUGAGGAGGAGAUGCUAUCCCUCCAGAACGACCGAUCAGAGCGAAUCCGAACGCUGCUAGAGCGCCAGGCUCGAGAGAUUGAGGCCUUUGACUCAGAGAGUAUGCGUCUGGGCUUCAGCAACAUGGCGCUAACAGGAAUCCCAGCUGAGGCCUACAGCCAGGGCUACAGUAACCCACCCUCAUCAGGUUCAGGUGGGUGGCCGUCACGCCCUGUACCCCGCUCAGGCAGCCACUGGACCCACGGUGUCCAAAACUCUGGAGCACCGCCAUCCUGGAGAAGCCAGAACAGCACUCCAGCAUUCAGCCGAGGGGAGUCUAUAUCAAUCUCAAGCCGUGAGCACGAAAGGGAUGGACAUAGGGAUUUUGACACUCCAGUAUUGCGUGGCCUACCCAGUUCUCUGUCAUCUGCUUCUUCUUCAUCGUCCUCGUCCUCUUCUUCUCAUCAUCGCCUUCAUUACCUGGCACAGCAGUACCACCAUCAGAGCACGCCGCACCUGUACCGUGAGCGAGAGCGAGAGAGAGAAAGGGAGAGAGAGAGGGAGCGGGAACGGGAGCGUGAAAGGGAGUGGGGGGGCAAUGGAGGGGGAAGCCACCGCUCAUCCUCUUAUGCUCAUGCUCACUCACGCCAUCUCUCCAGCCAUGCAUCUUCACAGUCUCUGGCUCUGCUCCCUCCACCUCCACCACCCCCACCAGUCUCUUUUUCACCCUCGUCUCCACCAUCAUCAUCUUCCUCCUCUUCUUCUCAGGGUGGCUACGGGGGAAGGAAUGAGGGUUUGGUAGUGAGGGGCCCCAGUUUAAUGGCCCUGAGGAACAGCCCAGGCCCACUAAGGCGGACGGCUUCAGGAGGAGGGCCUGGUGGAUCCGGCGAUGCAGGCUUGAGCCGCAGCACCUCCGUCACCUCCCACAUUUCCAAUGGCUCCCAUCUCUCCUACUCUUAAAGCAUGUAGGCAUCAUGACACAUUGAGCUUAAUCAACAGGAGCCAUACUGGAGUUGUAUUUUUAGUAUUUAGAAGGCUGAUUACUCCUUUGGGUAGUGUUUUAGUGUGGAAUUAGUGAUCUUUAUUCCACUCCUUUAAUUGUAAUCAGGUAGCUAUACCCUGAGGCUGUGACUUUGGCUCUGAGUAGUGUUUCAUACAGCAUAUGGCAGACAUCACCUAUACUCUUUUGGUAGAUUGGUAGAUCUCAGGGUUACCAAGGGACAGGCUGGGGAUGAAGAAUAGCAAGAGAGAUUAGUGUGGCAAAAUAAGAGAGGAAUGGUAGGUGCUUGAGAAUCGGUAAUAGAAAGUGGGUAUGUGAGCAGUGCCAAUACUGUAGGGCUGGGUAGCCAUCCGGUGGCUCUGCUAAGGGAUGUUUGUAGUCCUGGAAUCAGAAAUUUCAACACACUACCUCCGUUUUUUUUGUUUGUUUGUUUUUCUUCGCUCUUUUUUGCAAAGAACAGUGCUUGAUUUGCUUACUCUGUAGUGCUAGCACACCUUCAUAACUAAAACAACACUAGUAACGAACUGUCAAGCUCCACAGGAUCUACAUAACAGUAACUGUUACAUUUUACAGUACUAACGUCUUCAACACUUGAGCAGGUGGAGAAUUCCUACUAGGCUCCAUCAGCAAUUAAAGCUCCAAACAGAAAUUGCUGCAACACCCGUUUUUGGUACUGCAGCUGUAGACACUACACCACCACCACAAAUACUACAGAGCCCAUUCUGGUGCUGUGCUGGUGCUGUUUCAGCAGUUCCUGCUUGGAGACUUUAUGGUCCAGGAAUUUAUACCAGAACUAUUUAAUGUGAGCUUUACUAUUAAAGGAGAGGCAUUAGUGUCAUAAUUCACACGGUGUUGGUUUAAAGACUAACCUGAAACUGGGAGGGUGCUUAAAAAGUAUGCCAUGUAGUUAUGUAUAUAACAAAACUAUACUAAAACUUUACUAAAAACAUACUGGUCAUUAAAAUGCACAUUUGUAAUAGGGACAAGGAGAUUUUACUUUUUGAUUUGUUGUAUUUUUUUUUAUACCAUGCUCACUUCGCACACUGCCAUCCAGAGGCCUGACUAACCUAAAGCUACUCUGCCUGCUGUCCUUAUAUGGACAUGCUGCCAGUUUCAUUAGCUCUGGCUGAGCAAUAAGUCAAUGACUUUUUUUUUUUCUCCGUGGUUGUAUUACAUAGUAAUACACACCUAAGGUGUUAGUAUAUUGGAAAGAACAGUAUAUAACAACAGUCAAUCUCCUUGUCUCUAUUUACAAAGGCAAAUAUUUGAUGUACAUGUCCAUAAGAGAGCUGAUUGCAGUUCAGUGCAUCAAACACUAAUGUACAGAAGCCAUUUGUAUACAAACGUACACAUUGCACAUUUAUAUAUGAGUGAGUAUCUAUGUGUAUUAUACCUGUCAGAUUUGACAGUCAGGUUUAAGAUUGUUCACUGUUCAACACUUUUGACCUAUAUUGUACUUAUAUAAUGUGUGUGUACAUAAAAGCACUAACUCAAAACUCUUGUAUAGGAUAAUCAUAGUUUUGCUAUGGAAACUAGUAAUUGGAAAGUAAGAGAUGGAUAAAUACUGUUAUUUCAACUACUGCAGUUGUAAUUGUUGUUCAAAACUAAUUUUUUUGUUUUCUUUUAAUUGCAUUGUUGUAUUUUUUAUUGUUGUUAUUAUUAUUAUUUUAUUUUUUUUAUUUCCUUUCUUGCCAAUGUUGACCACUAGUUGGAAAAUGCAAGUGAUAUUACUGUGAUGGAGAACUUGACAGGUCUCUUUUUUUUCUUUUCUUUUUUUUUUUUUUAUUUUUUUUUAUUUUUUUUUAUUUUUUUUUUAGGGAAAGGGCAAAAAAAAAAAAGGAAAGACUACCUAUCCCAGCAUUCCUUGUUAUGUCUCAGGGUAGGAGUCUGUUGAGCAGUGCAUUGAAGGGAUUGUAGUAUUUUAGAGCCAGUAUUAAAUGUGUACAGGACAUUUUAAGAGAAUUUUAGUGUAUAGAAAGUUUUUAGAUAAUUGUAUAUGUUUACACCGCAUCCAGCAUGUUUUGUUGCACCAUUUUGUGCUGGGAUUUAUUUUCCUUAUCUGGAUAACUUCACUGCUUACAAUGAUAACUCAAACGUUUGGCAUUUUGUCCCACAUAACAGAAAUUUUCACAUUAAACUGAAGCAGGCUCCACACUGCCAACUUCUCACAGGCACCAGCUUUUACUUGAAUGUGAUUUCUUUAUUUCAAGGUGCAAUACCACACAUGCAGUGCGUGCCAGGCCCUUUUGGUUUUGUUUUUUU